AUGUCGAGUGAAAAACAGAUUCGAAUACGUGGCGGGCAUCGUGCUUACGUUAGCAAACUUAUUGAGAGUGUCAACGGAAUUAUCGAGCAUUUUAGCGGAUCUACGAGCGAAAGAGAAAAGUUAGAAAGUCUCAAAGUAACUUUGAAAGAUAAGAAAGAAAUUCUUAAGAGUAUCGACGAAGCUAUAUUGGAGUCAACGAAAGAUGAAGGUAUUAAUAAGGAGAUACUCGAAGCCAGUGAUAUCGAAACGUUGGGAAUACGAGAUAACGAGCCUACCACCGAGUCAAAGUUCAUGGAAGACAUAAGCUUUAAUGGAAACCAGUACGAAGUUAAGCUACCCUUUCGAGAAGAGCACCCUCUACUACCAGACAAUCAUGUGGGUUCUGUGAAACGGUUAAACUCUUUGCUAACCCGAUUGAAAGCUAACCCCAAUCUUCUACAGGAAUAUGACAAUAUAAUAAAAGAUCAAAUCAAAUCUGGUGUCGUAGAACCUGCUGAUGAUGUCCUUGUUCCAGUUGGAAAAGUUCAUUACUUACCACAUCGUGAGGUUGUCCGAGAAGAUAAGAAUACAACGAAGAAACGUGCAAAGAAUCUUGAUACCACUCUCGGUUUGAUUACCUGUGAAGAAAUUGACAACGCAGAACUAAAAUGGAUAAAAGACAUUCAGUAUCCAAUGACCAAGCAAGCAAACUAUGAAAAGGUAAAGAAGUCCUUAAACUUGUUCAAAGAUAAGAAUGACAUUGUACGAUGCCAUGGGCGAAUACAAGAAUCACCCUUACCCUACGAUACGAAAUACCCUAUCCUUUUACCAAGUGAUCAUUACUUUACGAGACUAGUUGUUCUUCGAAGUCACGAACAGCUCAUACAUAAUGGAGUUCGAGAAACUCUAACGCAAGUUCGAUCCAAAUUUUGGAUAACGAAAUGUCGCCAGGUCGUGAAAAAAAUCCUGUCGAAAUGCGUAAUUUGUCGACGAUUAGAAGGUCCACCUUACGGUAAUCCUGAAGCGCCACCAUUACCAGAGUUUCGUUUAAGCAACGAAUUAGCAUUUUCCAAGAUUGGCGUCGACUACGCAGGUCCCAUGUAUGUGAAGGACAUGUAUAGUCAAUCGAAAGAUAUGCACAAAGUUUACAUAUCCUUAUACACUUGUGCGAGCAGUAGAGCUUUACAUUUAGAUUUGGUUCCGGACAUGACAAGUGAAGCUUUUGUUAGAAGUUUAGAGCGAUUCAUUGGACGACGUGGAAUCCCAGCACUGAUUAUUUCGGAUAAUGGGAAAACGUUCAAGGGAAAAGAAAUCAAGAACUUUAUAGCGUCUAGGGGUAUUAAAUGGAGAUAUAUUGUAGAAAAAUCCCCUUGGUGGGGAGGAUUUUAUGAACGCAUGGUCAGAAGCGUUAAAAGAUGUCUAAAGAAAGUCUUGCGGAAUGCUAGGCUCACUUACGAAGAACUUCUGACAUUACUAAUUCGAGUAGAAGGAGUCCUGAACUCUAGACCAUUAACGUAUGUAUAUUCUGAUGAAGAUGAACCGCUAACCCCCUCGCAUUUGGUGUUAGGUAAGCGAAUACUUACGGUUCCAACGCAAGUAGAGAUCGACGCAAACGACGAAGGAAAGAACGAAUUGUUGAAGAGAGAGAAGUAUCUUAAGAAUGUCCUAAAACACUUUUGGAAAAGAUGGAAAUUGGAGUAUUUGACUCAACUGCGUGAACAACAUCAGCCAAGCAAGAAAGACGGCCCAAAAAUCAAGGUCGGAGACGUCGUUUUAAUACAGGAAGACAAUGUUAAAAGAUUAAAUUGGCCCAUCGCAGUAAUAGAAAGUUUACUUAAAGGAAGAGACGGAAACGCUCGAGCAGCGACAGUAAGGAUGUUCAAUAAAGCUGGAAAACUCGCGACGACAAGAAGAGCGGUACAAAGAUUGUAUCCAGUUGAAGUGAACGAUAGUGAACGUGAAGUGACAGCUGAGUUUCCAAUUACCUUUGUCGAACGAGCAAAAUCAGAGAAUACGGACUGA
This is a messenger RNA of Dendronephthya gigantea, 2001 nucleotides long. RefSeq lists its product as uncharacterized. The transcript has 3 exons. The record is from RefSeq and is a predicted model, not a curated record. Lineage: Eukaryota; Metazoa; Cnidaria; Anthozoa; Malacalcyonacea; Nephtheidae. Gene Ontology annotation, molecular function: nucleic acid binding. Gene Ontology annotation, biological process: DNA integration. Bases 1 to 2001 code for a protein of 666 amino acids.